AUGAGCACUGUCAGGUCUAAGAAGGCUUCGUUCAUAAGAAGUUAUCUUGUUAAGAAAUAUGACAGAUUAUUGGACUCAAUUUUAGUGGCAGAAGAAGCAAUCUCAUCGUCAAGUAGCAGUGAAUCUAACGGUGAUUCCGGUAUUACUCAGAAGGAGCUGAUUCAAAAGAUUGCUGGUUCGCUAGUGAAUGCCUCUAUAGAGAAGUUUAGACUAGAAAAAGACGAUAUUGACACACUGUCUACUGAUUACGAUAUGGAUAGCGAUUCUUCACUCAAGGAACCUGCCUCCGAGGUCAUCAGAGACAUUAACAAUGAGGUUAAGGAACAUUUUGUAGAUUUGUUUGUGGACAAACUGAUAAGUAGAAUCAUAUCUGAGAAAUUGCCUGAAAGAGAGCAUAUAUCCCUGGAUCAACAUGAGAAGGCCUUAACAGCUACUUUAUUGGCAAAUAACAUGAAAACGAUGACAUCCAAGCUGGGUCACAUGAUGAAAUUUCAGGAUUCCGUUAUAAGACUGAUUACAUGGAGAAAUCCGACUGGAACAUUGCUAUCCUUGUCAUUAUUCACUUUUAUUUGCUAUUAUCCAUUGCUCCUCAUGAUACUACCUCUGAUACUCAUAACCUUUGGAAUCAUGGUCCCCAAAUAUCUUGAGAAGUAUCCAAUUCGUGAGGUUUACUCAAUUACCAGGAAGUCCUAUGGAAGUCCUUUACUUCUCAGACUACUUUCAGUCACUUCUCCAGAUGAAAAAGAUGCAUCUCUACAAAGAGACAAGUCCGCUGAGUUUCGUGAUAUAGGAAGUAGUGCCUUGGUGGUGGUUAAUUUACGUGACUUUCAAAACAUGACUUCGAGCCUUAUAGAGCUAUCUGAAGUAAAUGCAAAACUGGUAAAUGAAACUCUAGGUUUUGAAGAUGAGCGUCAUACUACAGUUAUUUUUUUGCUAUGUAUUGCAUCGGCUCUUUUGUUAAAUUUGACUUCUCCUUUUGUAAAUUGGUCUUUAACGUUAAGUCUCUCCACAUGGCUGUUUUUCAUAAUGCACCAUCCCCAAAUUGGUCCAAGGCUCGAUAAAUUUAUUAUCAAAAUAAGAAGACUAACAAGUAAUAAAUUUAUCGGAGAAGUCAUCAAAAAAUUUGAUAUUAUUUUGGAUGAAAAACCCCAAAUAAAUUCAGUCGAAGUAUUUGAGAUAUAUAGACAAGGAAUAGUUCCAGGUGUAUGGAAAUUUUUUCUUUAUUCAAGUAACUGUUUUGACCCAAGUGAUGAAUUCAGAAGGGCAAAACAUGCCCCACCUGGGGUUAAGGACCUAGAAGAUGUGAAACCGCCUGAAUCUUGGUUAUUCGACCCGAAUAGUGAAUGGGAAAUUGAUUAUAACGUAGAAAAAUGGUCUUAUGAAAAUGGGCUAGAUCCAGUUCUAACUAUAGAGGACGAAUACCUCUGUGAUACUAUGUUUAAAAGGAGGAGAUUAACAAGAAGGGUUCUUAAAUAA
This is a messenger RNA of Kazachstania africana CBS 2517, 1476 nucleotides long. It is a transcript of the gene PEX28, whose product is annotated as Pex28p. The transcript has a single exon. Gene Ontology annotation, cellular component: peroxisomal membrane. The coding region runs from base 1 to 1476 and encodes 491 amino acids. NCBI's taxonomy places the organism in Eukaryota, Fungi, Ascomycota, Saccharomycetes, Saccharomycetales, Saccharomycetaceae. The record is from RefSeq and is a predicted model, not a curated record. Gene Ontology annotation, biological process: peroxisome organization.